GGGACAGUAUCAUGCAACGUCCAAAUAUGAAAUCGAGGACAUGCUGAGCAAAGUAGGACUGGCGCAGAAGAUGUCUUCAUAUGCAAUCAACUUGUCUGGUGGUCAGAGACGGAAACUCUCUGUAGCAUGCGCAUUUAUUGGAAAUAAUAAGGUAAAAAUCCAAUCCUUUUUUUCUAUGCUUGUGAAUACAGGACUAUUUAAAUAGAUAAGGAUAAUUUACGAAUUUUACGCUCCCUGAGGCUGACGCCUGCAUUGACUGCCCCUUUGCCCCCCACACACAUUUUUUGCAAUGCCCUAUUUCCAUCACCUGGUUGAAACCAAAUCGAUUCCCAGAGCUGCCAGGUGCAUAUUGGAGGUCUUCUGCAACUUUUCAUGUUUUGUUUUUAAUCCAGCUGUUCAAAGCAAUAUAAAAUAUAUCCUUUAAAUUCCCUCUUCAACGUCACAACUUUAGGCAUCUUAAAUAAAUGACCCGUAACCCCUUCCAUCCACAGCCGCAUGGGUUUCAGGACCCAUAUGAUGCCUUUGCACCCUCAAUAAGUAAAUCAUAUCUUGGGGGUGAAAAGGCUUUCUUUUAUCUUUCCAAGCAGUUAUGUGUAAUUUUGUCAGAAACUCUCCAAGCUGUUAUGAGUAAUUUUGUACGAAACACGAAACUUCCUGGGGUGCACUAAGCUCCAGGUGUAUCAGUACUAAAUAUUUGUUGAUCUUUCAGCUAGUCCUCAUGUAACUGAGUAAAAGUAAAAAAAAUUAAAGAGUUAAUACUAUGGAAGAGUUCAUGCAUUAUGUUGUGUUAGAACCUGAUGAAUAAAGUGUAUUGGUGAGGUGAGAAACCUUGUCAAGGAAGCUGUUGAAUGGCUAGCUGUUAAAACUGGAAUGGGAUUUUGUUUAUAACUAGAUUUCUUUGUUCCUAUGGCGAUGAAGAUGUGCGUUUUUUAUUAUUUUGUUCAAGACUGUAUUCCUUGAUGAGCCAUCAUCUGGCCUUGACCCCAGUGCUCGACGUGAACUCUGGGACUUCCUGAAAGACAUGCGCCAUGGGCGUACCAUUCUCCUUACA
Molecule: messenger RNA, 1051 nt
Organism: Lymnaea stagnalis (great pond snail)
Lineage: Eukaryota; Metazoa; Mollusca; Gastropoda; Lymnaeidae
Source: the annotation of a GenBank genome assembly